CACCCCAAAUUCCCAAUUCCUAUCUGCAAAAUCUCUUCUAAACCCUCCUCUCAGCCCAAGCUCGCUGACUCUUUCCUUCUCUGCAAAUGGCUAGACUCCAGCCCUACACAACUACACACAAGGUAACAACUUUCUCAUCAACCUUUGCAUUACUUGCUCCCCCAUUAUCUUCUCUUUCUUUUCCUCUUUGUUCUUUAAAAACCCAGAAAGAGAACUCUCUCUUCUCCACCACCAACACCACCCGUAAAAGACCCUUUUCGCUCUCCACUCAACCAAGAAGACUGCUUUGCAGACCUCCUCUGGGCAAGUAUGUUAGAGAAGACUAUCUUGUGAAAAAGAAGUCAGCACAAGAGAUACAGGAGCUGGUAAGGGGAGAAAGAAAUGUGCCGAUUAUCAUUGAUUUUUAUGCCACUUGGUGUGGACCUUGUAUUUUGAUGGCCCAAGAACUUGAAAUGCUUGCUGUGGAAUAUGAGAGUAAUGCCAUUAUUGUUAAGGUCGAUACUGAUGAAGAGUAUGAGUUUGCACAUGACAUGCAGGUUCGAGGUUUGCCAACGCUGUUCUUCAUUAGUCCAGAUCCAAAAAAGGAUGCAAUCCGAACAGAAGGGCUCAUUCCAAUACAGAUGAUGCGUGAUAUUAUUGAUAAGGAUAUGUGAAUGAAUAAUUUGAGAGAGUGAGGUCUUCAUUUUUGCUAUAAUUUGAGGCUUGUUGUAGAAUGAUUCAUAAUUUUGGGAACUGUAUAAUUCUUGUAGUAGAAAACUGUAUAAUUGUUGUUGUAGAAAGGCUUCCCUAAAUGAUUACCUCUUCUCUUUGUUUCUCACUCUCUCAA
Molecule: messenger RNA, 826 nt
Organism: Jatropha curcas
Lineage: Eukaryota; Viridiplantae; Streptophyta; Magnoliopsida; Malpighiales; Euphorbiaceae
Product: Thioredoxin z
Biological process (GO): cell redox homeostasis; plastid organization
Cellular component (GO): thylakoid
Molecular function (GO): protein-disulfide reductase activity
Source: RefSeq, a predicted model, not a curated record